Molecule: messenger RNA, 1142 nt
Organism: Paramuricea clavata
Lineage: Eukaryota; Metazoa; Cnidaria; Anthozoa; Malacalcyonacea; Plexauridae
Source: the annotation of a GenBank genome assembly
AGAAAACUAACAGAAUUCAAUUAAAACAAGCUUUGUUGCUGCAGUUCUUACAAGAGGACCAUGGCAACCAAAGUGUGAGAGGAAAUAGCCUGGGUCCGAGGUUGGACCAAAUGUUUUAAUGUUCUCUAUAUGUUCGUUUCCACAGGUAGCUCUGGCAAACGAGGUCCGAGAGGACCUCGUGGACAAGCAGGGAAGUCAGGGGGUGUCACAGGUGGUGCAGUGUACACCAGGUGGGGAAGAAAGACAUGUUCCAACAAAACAACCCAAUUGUAUUCAGGUAAAUAAAUCUCGACUGAAAUAUAGAAAAUUCUAGGACUAUAAUAAAGUAGAUGUAUUCUGUGCAAUUUUAUUUAUUGUUCUAUGUUUUAUUACGUUUCUCACAGGUGUGAUGGCAGGGUCGCAUUAUUCACAUUCUGGUGGGGGUUCAAACUAUCUCUGCCUGCCUUUAAACCCGAUUUUUGAGAAAGUUGGGUCAGGUAAUCAAGGAAGCAAUUACAUCUAUGGCACUGAAUACGAAAUAGGUCAUGCUCAAAAGCAUUUGUUUGAAAACACAAAGCUUCACGACCAUGAUGCACCAUGCGCUGUGUGCCACACUGAGUCACGUGGGAGUCACAUGAUGAUCCCAGCCCGCAACACCUGCCCCUCAGGUUGGACCUUGGAGUACAAAGGAUAUAUCAUGUCCGGACAUUAUGGCCACAAAGGACGAUCCCAGUUCAUAUGUGUUGAUGGAAAAGCCGAGGCAACUUUUGGAUCACACGUCGACAAGAAUGGAGCUUUGUUGUACUUGGCGGAAGCUGCUUGUGGCUCUUUGCCUUGCCCACCGUAUGUGCAAGGUAAUGAACUCACCUGCGCCGUGUGCACGAAAUGAAAUGGCGAUGACGAGAAACGGAACCGAAACUUUUUUAUGAUAAAGAAACUUGGAACGCCCUCAGAUUCAUUAACAUGCUUACUCUAUUAUAUCGGUUAGGAAUAACAUUCAGCUAGUAUUGUACGCUAGUUUUGCAAGCAAUAGUUUUGUAGUUGAGCUUUGGUCACUUUCAUAGUGCUAAAUCAUAGAGAAAUAAUAAAGAUACACGUUUCAGCAUUAAAUUACGUUGUGUACUUACUAAGGCCGAUUUACAUGUCACAACUUUUGCCUUAAA